This is a messenger RNA of Cynoglossus semilaevis (tongue sole), 701 nucleotides long. RefSeq names its product ribonuclease H2, subunit C (gene rnaseh2c). The record is from RefSeq and is a predicted model, not a curated record. NCBI's taxonomy places the organism in Eukaryota, Metazoa, Chordata, Actinopteri, Pleuronectiformes, Cynoglossidae. Gene Ontology annotation, cellular component: ribonuclease H2 complex. The transcript has 5 exons. Gene Ontology annotation, biological process: RNA catabolic process. The coding region runs from base 138 to 548 and encodes 136 amino acids.
UAAAAUAUUUUUUCAACAGGGGGCGGUAAAUUGCAAUGAAACGGGGGAAAAAAUGCCAGAACCAACUCCAGCGUAGAAGAAGAAUCCACUUCCGUCAUCAAGCAGUGAGUGGCGCUAAACACGGAUGAGCAAAAAGAAUGUCUUGUAACAGCAGUGUAAUCCGUGUUCAUGUGCCAUCACUAGACCAAACACAGCGAGCUGCAGUCCAUCUACUGCCCUGCGAGAUUGAACACAACGGGUCAGCACAGGUUUCACAGUACUUCACUGCAACCCUUAAAGAUCGCAAACAUGAGAAGACGGUGUCACUUAGAGGUCGUGGGCUAAAAGGACAGGAGAUCAGCUGUCAGCAGGGAUACACUGGUCUGGUGCUGAAAGAGUUUAACAAGCCUGGCUCUGACCAAGAGGACAGGACUGUGAAGGUAUCCUCUGUGUUUGACAAGCUGACAUACUGGAACCUGGAGACUCCUCCAAAUUCUGAUGACACAAUUGUAACAGCCAUGGACUGGCCAGAGUUAGCCGAAGCCAUCCAUGGACCAGUGGAGGACUGAGGAGAGACAGCAGCAGCAGGUUAGAAUAGUGAUGUACUGGUUACACAUUGGAAAAGGAAACAGAGUUACCACUUCAGAGCAACAAGACACAAAGUGUUGAUAUUUUUUUAAUACACAAUCCUUUGUAGUGAAAUAAAACAUGUUGAAUAACCA